Podarcis muralis (Common wall lizard) is the source of this 523-nucleotide messenger RNA. It is a transcript of the gene WDR83OS, whose product is annotated as WD repeat domain 83 opposite strand. Gene Ontology annotation, biological process: protein insertion into ER membrane. The record is from RefSeq and is a predicted model, not a curated record. Gene Ontology annotation, molecular function: protein folding chaperone. Gene Ontology annotation, cellular component: endoplasmic reticulum membrane. NCBI's taxonomy places the organism in Eukaryota, Metazoa, Chordata, Lepidosauria, Squamata, Lacertidae.
CGGCGGCGACCGGGGGGGGGGCGCCGCUCGGAGUUAGCCAAAGGCGGUGCACGAUGGCCGGUAACAACGUAAUGGACCCGCGGCGGCCAAAUCGCGUUCUCAGAUACAAACCUCCAUCCACAGAGAAUAACCCUACCCUGGAAGACCCCACACCAGACUACAUGAAUCUACUGGGAAUGAUUUUCAGUAUGUGUGGCUUGAUGCUGAAGCUAAAGUGGUGUGCCUGGAUUGCUGUCUACUGUUCAUUCAUCAGCUUUGCCAACUCUCGGAGUUCAGAAGAUACCAAACAGAUGAUGAGCAGCUUCAUGUUGUCUAUCUCGGCUGUAGUGAUGUCCUAUCUGCAAAACCCACAACCCAUGUCUCCUCCUUGGUGAAAGGUUAUUGUCUCUCUUCAGAGCUCCUCUUGCAAAGCAGAGGUGCACGCCCUCAACAGAGAGGACUAUUUUCUCCGGCAAUGCAGAUCCAUUUGCACAUGUCUUGGGAGUACUCAUUUUGCUGCAUUAAUAAAGUGAUGGUUAUUAGA